UUGCAGCCAUUUUACGCAGGGUGAACCCAAUCAUGUCGUGAGGGAAGCGGGGAGGAACAGGGUCUGCGUGGAUCACCUGGAACUGCUGCUGCAGGGACCUAUCCGAGGAAAAUGGUGAAGAGGAAAAGCUUGGAUGAAAAUGAACCGGAAUGCGGGAAGGGAGUACCAUUCCCCAUCCAGACCUUCCUCUGGAGGCAGACCAGUGCUUUCCUGCGGCCAAAGUUGGGGAAACAGUAUGAAGCCUCCUGUGUGUCCUUUGAGCGGGUGCUGGUGGAGAACAAGCUGCACGGUCUGUCACCAGCGCUGUCAGAGGCCAUCCAGAGCAUCUCCCGCUGGGAGCUGGUCCAGGCCGCCCUGCCUCACGUCCUCCACUGCACCUCCAUCCUGCUGUCCAACAGGAACAAACUGGGCCACCAGGAUAAGCUAGGUGUGGCUGAGACCAAGCUGCUGCACACGCUGCACUGGAUGCUGCUGGAUGCCGCCCAGGAGUGCAACCAUGAGCCCAUUCUGAGCCAGGGAUGGUCCCGGGGCGGCAGCAGCAGCAGCGCCUUCCUCCAACCCAUGGGGAAUCAGGGAUCUUCCCCCGGAGCUCCCGGCUCUGGCUCCGGGUCGGCCCUCGGCGGGUCGGGGCGGCAGAACAGCAGCUCCCUGCUGGAGGACGACGAGCAAUCUCGAACCAAGUUGUUCCAAAAGAGUAUGGCCACGGUGGAGCUGUUCGUGUUCCUGUUCGCGCCGCUGAUUCAUCGCAUUAAGGAGUCGGACCUGACCUUCAGGCUGGCCAGUGGUUUGGUGAUAUGGCAGCCCAUGUGGGAGCACCGGCAGCCCGACAUCCCGGCCUUCACCUCACUAAUUAAACCAGUCCGGAACAUUGUGACGGCAAAGAGAAACUCCCCAGUCAACAAUCAGUGCAGCCCCCAUGGAUCUGCUAACCAAAGUCCCAUGGGCUUCCAGGUGGUCUGUGAGGCCAGUCAGUCCGUUUCCUCCUCCCCUGCAGCUGGUGAGCAGAGUUGUCGUCCGGCCAACUCGGUUGAGAAAGGGGGCACUUCCCAGCAGCCCCUGCCUGUCAAAGGCCCUGCUAAGAAAAAGACUUCGGCUCCUGCUGGUUUGCCGGCGUCUCUGGCCCAUCGAGCGCGGUACGCCACCUACUUUGACGUUGCUGUGCUGCGUUGCCUGCUUCAGCCCCACUGGACGGAGGAGGGCGUGCAUUGGGCCCUCAUGUACUACCUGCAGCGGUUAAAGCAGAUCAUGGAGGAGAGACCCGAACGUACCCCGGAACCCCUGGUCAUCCCUCUGCCACGGCCACGGAGCAGCUCCAUGGUGGCCGCAACUCCAUCGCUGGUCAACACUCACAAGACUCAGGACAUGAGUCUGAAGUGCAACGAAGAAGGCAAAUCUUUGAGCACGGAGACCUUUGCGAAAGUAUCACUCACCAACUUGCGUCGACAGGCCGUGCCAGACUUGUCUUCUGACCUGGGUAUGAACAUCUUCAAGAAGUUCAAGAACCGAAAGGAGGACAGGGAGAGAAAAGGUUCCAUCCCCUUCCAUCACACUGGGAAGAAGCGCCAGCGGCGGAUGGGUGUGCCGUUCCUGCUUCAUGACGACCAUUUGGACGUCUCUCCCACGCGGAGCACCUUCUCCUUCGGAAGCUUCUCGGGGCUGGGGGACGACCGGCGGGCUUUGGACCGCGGUGGCUGGCAGGCUACCAUCAUGGGCAAAUUCACACGCAGGGGCAGCACGGACACAGCUGCAGACGCCGACAGCCUGAGCGCCAAACACUCCCACUCCCACCACUCACUACUCCGAGACAUGCCCGACCACUCCAACAGCCACAGCGACAACACGGUGAAGGAAGUCCGUUCCCAGAUCUCGACCAUCACCAUGGCAGCGUUCAACACAACCGUUGCGUCCUUCAACGUGGGCUACGCCGACUUCUUUACCGAGCAUAUGAAGAAACUGUGCAACCCGGUCACUGCGCCCGAGAUCCCCGUGGAACCACUGGCCUGCACCAACCUCCCCCGGAGCCUCACCGACUCCUGUAUCAACUACUCCUGUCUGGAAGAGGGCGAGAACAUAGAGGGAACCAAUAACUUUGUGCUGAAAAAUGGCAUGUUGGACCUAACGGCCGUCCUGCGGGCUGUUUAUGCCGUACUCAGUCACGACAUCAGCUCCAGGAUCUGCGACGUGGCACUUAACAUCAUUGACUGCCUGCUGCAGCUGGGGGUAGUCCCCGGGAUGGGGAAGAGGCUGUCCAAGCCUGAUAACAAGGAAAACCAGGAGGCUCGUGCCAAAGACUCAAGCGGGCAAAGCCUUGGAGGGGGUGCUCAGGGUGGGGGAGCGAUUUCAGGAGCCGGCGGGGGAGGAGAUGGAGGCGGGGGGGGGGGGAGUGGAGGAGGGAGCGGGCAGGGGAGCAAGGAUGAUGUGAAAAAUAACAAGGAUAAUGACAAAAAGGAGGAAGAGGGUUCUGCUUUUAGCACCCACCGCCUGGCUUUAACCAUGCUGAUUAAGAUAGUCAAGUCUCUGGGCUGUGCUUACGGAUGCGGGGAGGGACAUCGAGGGCUAUCAGGAGAUCGGCUCAGGAUGCAGGCCCAAAACUGCUUGACUAAUCUUUAUAAGCUGGACAAGGUGCAGUUUCGCCAAACGAUGCGCGAGUAUGUCAACAAAGACUCUCUCAAUAACAUUGUGGACUUCCUGCACGCACUGCUGGGCUUCUGCAUGGAGCCCAUUACUGACAACAAGGCGGGCUUUGGUAACAACUUCGCCACAGGGGACAACAAGUCGCUGGCGCAGAACAUGGAGGCAGUGGUGGUGGGCUGCAUGUUUAAGUCCCUUAUCACCCGCUGCGCCUCGACUACACAUGAGCUGCACAGCCCCGAGAACCUGGGUUUGUACUGCGAUAUCCGCCAGCUGGUUCAGUUUAUAAAAGAGGCCCAUGGAAAUGUUUUCCGGCGGGUGGCGCUGAGUGCACUCCUAGACAGUGCCGAGAAGGUCACCGCCACCAAGAAACCUGAUGAAAAGGAUGAUGGCAAACAGUUCGGACCAAGGAGGUCUGAGGCGGGUGUGUCCGGGGAGAAGGGUCAGGUCUCCAGUGCUGCAGAUGAGUGUCGCAGCUGCAUCUCCAGUAGACCCCCCCAGACCCCCGAACAUGACGAACAGAUCCCGGGCGCCCUCCUUGGCAGGAAGGACUUCUGGAGGAAGAUGUUCAAGUCCCAGAGUGCCGCCAGCGACACCAGCAGCCAGUCAGAGCAGGACACUUCGGAAUGCACCACGGCGCAUUCUGGCACCACCACCGACCGCCGUUCUCGUUCCAGAUCCCGACGCAUUUCGCUCCGCAAGAAACUCAAACUCCCCAUAGGGAACUGGCUAAAGCGCUCCUCCCUGUCUGGCCUGACCGAUGGGGUGGAGGACCUGCUGGACAUCAGCUCAGUGGAUCGCCUGUCCUUCAUAAGACAGAGCUCAAAGGUGAAGUUCACAAGUGCAGUGAAGCUGUCUGAAGGGGGCGCUGCGGGGCCGGAGUACGGCAGGGACGAGGAGGAGAAUUUCUUCAAGCGGCUCGGACCUCAUGGUUUUCAGGAGCGUUUAGCAGCUAGUCAAGAGGCCAUGAAAAACAAGAACGUGGUGAAUCUGGGCGCGAUCCGGCAGGGAAUGAAGCGCUUCCAGUUUCUCCUAAACUGCUGUGAGCCAGGAACCAUUCCCGAUGCCUCCAUCCUUGCUGCCGCUUUAGAUUUGGAGGCUCCAGUUGUGGCCCGUGCUUCCCUUUUCCUAGAAUGUGCCAGAUUCGUCCACCGUUGUAACCGUGGGAACUGGCCAGAGUGGAUGAAGGGCCACCAUGUUAACAUCACCAAAAAGGGCCUAUCCAGGGGUCGGUCGCCAAUAGUGGGCAACAAAAGAAACCAGAAGCUCCAGUGGAACGCUGCCAAACAUUUCUGCCAGUGGGGAGAUGCUAUCGGCACAAGGCUCAGUGAGCUCUGUCACUCGGACAGCGAGAGUCCCGCCAACAUUCUGGGUUAUAUUUAUGACGAAGAGACUAAGCGCAGAAUGAGAAAAGAAGAUGAGGAAGAGGAUUAUCUGGAGGACAACACGGUUAAUCCCACAAAAUGCGGCUGCCCUUUUGCUCUAAAGAUGGCCGCCUGUCAGUUGUUGUUGGAAAUCACCACCUUCCUGCGAGAGACGUUCCCCUGCCUACCCCGCCCUCGAACCGAGCAGCUUGCGGACCUGGACAGCUGCCGUCUGCGUCUGGACCCGGAGCUGGGCCGCCAUCGCUACGAGAGGAAGAUCAGCUUUGCGGGAAUCCUGGAUGAUGAAGAUGGGCAUGACUCUCUCAACAGCAGCAGCCACACUCUGAAGUCUGACACGACGGGAGAGGAGAAGAAGACCCAGGAGCCUCAGGCACCUGUCAGGAAGAUUCGAAUCGGAGGCGCUCGGUUGCUUCAGAUCAAAGGGGCCCGCAGUUUCCGUGUGAAAAAGGGGGGGUCCCUCUCUUCGAUCCGCCGUGCGGGGAGCCUGAAGAGCACCAAGCUGUCUCGGCAGGACUCCGAGUCGGAGAACGAAGAAGGGCUGCUGUCACAAACGCAGAGCAGGGACACCGUCACUGACAUCGGAAGUCCCUUCAGCACCAGUGAACCCAGCAUUGAGCCUGAGGGCCAGGGCUCAGGAGGAGCUGAAGACAACUACCAUCGCAACAUGUCCUGGCUCCAUAUAAUGAUUCUGCUGUGUAACCAGCAGAGUUUCAUCUGCACACACGUAGACUUCUGUCACCCACGUUGCUACCAGCAUCACGGCCGCUCCUGUGCCCGUCUUGUCCGCGCCAUCAAGCUCGUUUACGGUGAGACGGUGGACAGCCUGAGAGAGGACAGUGCCUCUGGUGCCCCUGGUGGACGCGCAAAGAAGAACAAGGAGUGUUCAGAUAAAUCCUGCCUGAGGACUCCCUCCAUGAAGAGGAAACCUACCGACUCCAACGCAGAAGGGAAGAAGGACACCGGCAUGCUCAAGUACAUCCGCAACCAGGUGAUGAGUUUGUCCCCAGCUCCUCUUUCACUGCUGAUAAAGGCUGCCCCGAUUCUCACUGAUGACAUGUAUGGAGACAUUCAGCCCGCCGCCUGGGAGCUGCUGCUUAGCGUUGACGAGCAUAUGGCGGCUGCAGCUGCCGCCAUGUUCCUCCUCUGCGCCGUCAAGGUCCCCGACGCAGUGACCGAAAUGAUGAUGGCGGAGUUCCAACACCAGGAGGCCUGUCAGCGCAUCAACUCCGUCCUAAAGUUCUACACACUGUGGCGUUUCCGCUAUCAGGUGUGGCCUCGGAUGGAGGAGGGAGCCCAGCAGAUCUUCAAAAUCCCUCCACCAAGCAUCAACUUCACUCUGCCGUCUCCAAUCCUUGGCAUGCCCUGCGUCCCCAUCUUCGACCCCCCCUGGGUGCCGCAGACCACUGGCAGCGUCCAGGACCCGAUUAACGAAGACCAGUCUAAAUCCUUUUCCGCGCGAGCCGUGUCGCGCUCCCACCAGCGAGCCGAGCACAUCCUGAAGAAUCUGCAGCAAGAGGAGGAAAAGCGGCGCCUAGGCCGCGAGGCUAGCAUCAUCACAGCCAUCCCGGUGGCUCAGGAGGCCUGCUAUGAGCCCACCUGCAGCCCUCCACCAGAACAGGAGGAAGAAGCAGAAGAAGUGGUGAACCUCACAGCCCGCCGUCUUUCCGUCAGCCCGUCCUGCGCUUCCAGUAACUCUCACAGGAAUUACUCGUUUCGCCGAGGUUCGGUCUGGUCCGUCCGCUCCAUGGCGAGUGCAGAAGAUGAAGAAAACACAACAGACCACACUCCUACUCACCACAUGCUUCAACCGCCUCAAGCUGUCUUCCCAGCAUGCAUCUGUGCCGCAGUGUUACCAAUAGUCCACCUCAUGGAAGAUGGAGAAGUCAGAGAGGAUGGUGUGGCUGUGAGCGCCGUCGCACAGCAAAUCCUCUGGAACUGCCUUAUUGAAGAUCCCGCUCUGGUUCUCCGCCACUUCCUGGAGAAACUCACAGUGAGCAACAGACAGGAUGAGCUGAUCUACAUGUUGAGGAAGCUGCUGCUAAACAUCGGGGAUCUACCUGCGCAGACUUCUCACAUCCUCUUUAACUACCUGGUGGGGCUGAUCAUGUAUUUUGUGCGCACUCCUUGCGAGUGGGGUAUGGACGCCAUCUCUGCCACGCUGACCUUCCUGUGGGAGGUGGUGGGGUACGUGGAGGGGCUGUUCUUCAAAGACCUAAAGCAGACCAUGAAGAAAGAGCAGUGUGAGGUCAAACUGCUCGUCACUGCGUCCAUGCCAGGAACCAAAACCCUUGUGGUACACGGCCAGAAUGAGUGUGACAUCCCAACUCAGCUGCCAGUCCAUGAAGACACCCAGUUUGAUGCCCUAUUAAAGGAGUGCCUUGAAUUCUUCAACAUUCCCGAAGCAAGAUCUGCUCACUACUUCCUGAUGGACAAAAGAUGGAACCUCAUUCACUACAACAAGACUUAUGUCAGAGACAUCUAUCCCUUCCGGAGGUCAGUUUCUCCUCAACUUAACCUAGUCCACAUGCUGCCCGAGAAAGGACAAGAACUUAUCCAGAAACAGGUGUUCACCCGUAAAAUGGAGGAGGUUGGUCGGGUCCUCUUCCUGAUAUCUCUUACCCAACACAUGCCAGCGGUACACAAGCAGUCCCACGUCUCCCUGCUGCAAGAAGACCUGCUGAGACUUCCUUCCUUCCCUCGAACUGCUAUUGAUGCAGAGUUCUCCCUCUUCAACGAGCCACAAGGUAAGGAGCUGUUUGGUCUGGACACUCUCCACAAAGUGCUUUGGAUUAAGCUCCUGGAGGAGAUGUUCCUCGGCAUGCCCAGCGAGUACCCUUGGGGGGACGAGAUGAUGCUGUUCCUCAACGUCUUCAACGGAGCAUUGCUGCUUCACCCGGAGGACAGCUCCCUCCUUAGGCAGUACACGGCCACCGCCAUAAACACAGCCGUCCACUUUAACCACCUCUUCUCACUGAGCGGAUACCAGUGGAUCCUUCCUACUAUGCUUCAGGUCUAUGCCGACUAUGAGAGCAACCCUUUGCUGCGACAGGGCAUUGAGUUUUGCUGCCGGCAGUUCUACAUCCUUCACCGAAAGCCCUUCAUCCUCCAGCUGUUUGCAAGUGUUGCUCCACUGCUGGAAUUCACUACCAGCACCAGCACUGGUUUAUCAAAAGGAGUGUCGGCCCAGUGUCUCUUUGACCUGCUGGUGUCGUUGGAGGGGGAGACCCAGGAUGCCCUGGAUGCUUUGGAGCUGGUUAAGGCAGAGAAACCUCUCCGUUCUCUUGAUUUUUGCUACGGUAAUGAAGACUUAGCCUUUUCCAUCAGUGAGGCCAUCAAGUUAUGUGUAACUGUUGUCGCCUAUGCGCCAGAAUCCUUCAGGAGUCUUCAGAUGCUUAUGGUGCUGGAAGCUUUGGUUCCCUGCUUCCUUCAGAAGCUUAAGAGCAACACUGCAACAAUGGAGUCCGCCUCUGCCGCCAGGGACGAAAUAGCAGCGAUUGCUUCAAUGGCCACAUCCCUACAGGCUUUGCUCUACAGCUCUGAGGCUCUCACCAGGCCAAUGACCGCCCCACAGAUGUCCCGCUGCGACCAAGGCCACAAGGGAGGCACAACAGCCAACCACGCUAUGUCCGGAGGCGUCAACACCAGGGACAAUCUCCACCUUCUGGAGGAGGGUCAGGGCAUGCCGAGGGAGGAGCUGGACGAGCGUCUCGCCAGGGAGGAGUUCCGCCGGCCACGAGAGUCCCUGUUAAACAUUUGCACAGAGUUUUAUAAACACUGUGGCCCUCGACUCAAGAUCCUGCAGAACAUUGCUGGAGAGCCACGGGUCACUGCGCUGGAGCUACUGGACAUCAAAUCCCACAUGAGACUGGCGGAAAUCGCCCACGCUCUCCUUAAGCUGGCACCCUACGACACACUGACCAUGGAGAGCAGGGGCCUGCGUCGCUACAUCAUGGAGAUGCUGCCCAUCACCGACUGGUCGUCAGAGGCCGUGCGCCCCGCCCUCAUCCUCAUCCUCAAGAGGCUGGACCGCAUGUUCAACAAGAUCCACAAGAUGCCCACGCUCAGGAGACAAGUGGAAUGGGAGGCGGCCAGCAAUCUGAUCGAGGGAAUCUGUCUGACGCUGCAGCGCCAGCCAAUCAUCUCCUUCCUCCCACACCUUCGCUCUCUGAUUAACGUCUGCGUCAACCUGGUGAUGGGUGUGGUUGGUCCCUCCAGUGUAGCAGAUGGACUCCCCCUCCUCCACCUCAGCCCAUACCUCUCUCCUCCCCUUCCUUUCAGCACAGCCGUUGUCCGGCUUGUCGCUCUUCAGAUUCAGGCCUUAAAGGACGACUUCCCUCUCAGUCAUGUGAUCUCGCCAUUCACCAAUCAGGAGAGGCGAGAGGGGAUGCUGCUUAAUCUGCUUAUUCCUUUUGUUCUGACUGUGGGCUCUGGAAGUAAAGAUAGCCCCCACCUUGAGCAGCCAGAGAUCUUCCUUCUCCUUCAGACUGUCAUCAACAUCCUGCUACCCCCUCGGAUCAUCUCCACCUCCCGCACCAAGAACUUUAUGUUGGACGCUUCGCCGGCUCACUGCUCUACGCCUGGAGACACGGGAAAGGAUCUGCGUAGAGAGGGAUUAGCCGAGUCCACUAGCCAGGCGGCAUAUCUGGCUCUGAAGGUGGUGCUGGUUUGCUUCGAACGUUCUUUGGGAAACCAGUGGUAUCGUCUGAGCCUGCAGGUGAAAGAGAUGGCUCUGAGGAAGGUGGGAGGUUUGGCUUUCUGGGACUUCAUCGACUUCAUUGUGCGGACCCGCAUCCCUAUUUUCGUUCUCCUGAGACCCUUCAUACAAUGUAAGUUGCUGACCCAACCAGCUGACUCCCAGGAGGAGAUUACAGCGCGCCACCACAUUGCUGACCAGCUAGAGCGACGCUUCAUCCCAAGACCUCUCUGCAAGAGCUCACUCUUUGCAGAGUUCAACAAUGAACUCAAGAUCCUCAAAGAGGCUGUACACAGUGGCUCUGCGUACCAAGGAAAGACCUCCAUCAGCACUGUUGGGACCUCUACAUCUGCGUACCGGCUCAGUCUGGCCACCAUGUCACGCUCCAAUACGGGCACCGGCACAGUUUGGGAGCAGGAUAGCCAGCCAUCGCGCCAACCAUCACAGGAUACACUCAGCCGCACUGACGAGGACGACGAAGAGAAUGACUCCAUCAGUAUUCCCAGCGUUGUGAGCGAGCAUGAGGCUUUCCUGCCGCGGGUAAUGUCUCAGCGGCGUUUCUCCAGCCACGCUACUGGCUCUGCAACCUUGCAGCCUGAGAAUCCCCGCACCACCAUGCUGCCCAGUCAAAGUGAACCAAAUGUGCUAGAUGAGUCCCAGGGCCUUCUGCAGGAGGGUAACCUCUCUAGGGUUGCAAGCGUUCAAAGUGAACCUGGACAACAGAACCUUCUACUCCAGGCCCCGUUAGGAAGAAAACGUGGACUCAGACAGCUGCGGCGCCCACUGCUGUCCAUUCCAAAGACUGAGCCGCGAGGUCGUUCUGGAGCUCGCCUCUCCACGACUCGAAGGAGCAUCCAGCCUAAAAACAAACCUCUGGCACAUGGAGACCAGAAGAGGUCUGUGACCUUUACGGAGACUCAAGGCCAGCAGGCGUCUCCCAGUACUGCAGAACCUCCAGGUGAAAGCAGGAAGUCAAGCCCAGCACCAUCAAAGUCCCCCACACUGGAAGUGCCCUCUGUUACCACGGCUACCAUCAAAGCUGAUCUGCAUGGGCCUGCAAACACACAGGUCCCUUCAGCCAUGAGCAGCAAGGAGAGGAGGGAACAGUGGGGGCUCCGCAGCAGCCUCUCCCCUCCCCCCUCCUUCUCCCGACCUUCCACCCCCACGCCCCCCUCCCGUACCUGCUCCCCUCUCCCUCUAUCUCGCACCUCUUCCCCUCUCCCCCCUCCGCUCCCAGUGCUGAGUGCGGCCCCCUCCCCAGGCCCCCCUCCACCGCCGCCUCUGCCGCCCAGCAUCAGAGAGAGCCCCGGGGACGAGGACACGACGGCGCUGCUGCCCCGUGGCGAUGCCCUGCAACGGCUCAGCGAGGACGAAGGCACCGAGAACCCGCUCCUUGCCCCUUUGCUUUCGCCCAAGUCGCCCCGACGCUCCCCUCGUCGGUUUCCUCUCCCUCUCUCCCCCGUUGACCUGGACCUGGAUGAGUCCCACGUGUGAGAGGAAUGGGAAUAUUUCCUCACGUGACAAUCAGAGUUUAAAAAGACUAAAGUCGGGGAUGAAUGUAUAUCAGCUGUCAACUCCACCGUAGAUUUAACUAAUUAAAAAUCUUAAUAUUACAUUUAUUUCCUUCACAAACUCAGAGAUUUAUUUUUUAGAAUAUUUUCAGUCAUAUUUAUAUCAUUAUUUAAUAUUAAAACUACUAAAUUAGCACUU
Molecule: messenger RNA, 10419 nt
Organism: Cyprinodon variegatus (sheepshead minnow)
Lineage: Eukaryota; Metazoa; Chordata; Actinopteri; Cyprinodontiformes; Cyprinodontidae
Gene: unc80
Product: unc-80 homolog, NALCN activator
Exons: 64
Coding region: 112-10203 (3363 amino acids)
Biological process (GO): monoatomic cation homeostasis
Cellular component (GO): cation channel complex; axon
Molecular function (GO): monoatomic cation channel activity
Source: RefSeq, a predicted model, not a curated record